ACCAGCUGAUAAGUAGUGUUUUAUUGUGAAAGUGUUUAAACAACAAAAUCUGUACUGUUUUUAAAACAUUUUAUUAUGAAUAUAUACACCAAAAGUUAUGCUGUAGAAUUUAUUCGUUUAUUGUCCUAUUAAUAACAGAGAACUUAUAUUAAUAAGCUUCAAAAAUGUCUAAACGUAGCAUUAUGUUUCACCCUAUUAUCAGCUCGAUCCAACGAAUUGCCCUUUAUGAAACGAAAGCUAGAUUCUAUUUGAUUGGGUCAAAUAAUACUGAAACAAGAUUUCGUGUACUCAAAAUAGAUAGAACUGAUCCUAGAGAGCUGAUAUUAGUUGAUGAUAAAGUGGAAUACAACAAGCAAGAGAUACACCAGUUGCUGAACAUGAUUGGGUUCGGGAAUAGGACAGGACGGAUGGCAGGGUUCAACAAACUUGUUUCUGCUUUUGGUAUUGUAGGGUUCAUAAGAUUCCUUGAGGGUUACUACAUCAUUCUGGUUACAAAGAGAAGAAAGGUGGCAGUAAUUGGUUCACAUUCCAUUUACAAGAUUGAAGAUACAAAUACAAUAUACAUUCCGAAUGACAGCAGUAAACCGCCUCAUCCAGACGAACAGCGGUACUUGAAAAUGUUCUUGGCAUUAGACUUAUCCACGAAUUUCUACUAUAGCUACAGUUAUGACGUCACACAUACUUUGCAAAUGAAUAUGGCGCCUCCAAGGAAGCUAGCACCUGCUUUGUUCCCUAAACCUGUCACUGCUGCAGUGUACCAUUCAAAUUUAAAGUCAACUUCCAGUCAAGAUUUGAAUGAGAAAUGUGAAUGCAACAAGUAUGACGAUGAUGAUGAAGAUAUUUUCGAAACUUGGAAGAGCCAAUUACAGCAGAGGCAAAAAUCAGGAUGUCGGACUCAAAGACUAGACUUUGGUGUGCGCUCAGUACCUGAAUGGCGAUUUGUUUGGAACAGUCAUUUGCUAUCAGCUGUCCACUCACACCUACACCCUGACUGGAUCCUAUACAUAGUUCAUGGAUUCAUAGAACAAAGCAAUUUGAAUAUAUUUGGCCGGCCCAUAUAUCUCACUCUAAUAGCUAGAAGAAGCAACAGAUAUGCAGGGACAAGGUUUCUGAAAAGAGGUGCUAAUAUGCACGGGGAUGUAGCUAAUGAGGUUGAAACAGAACAGAUUGUUCAUGACUCAAUGGUGUCUUCAUUUGCUGCGGGAAAGUUCAGUUCUUUCGUGCAAAUGAGAGGGUCAAUACCAAGUUACUGGUCUCAAGAUGUCUCAAAAAUGGUACCCAAACCAGCUAUAUCAAUAGAUUUGAGUGACCCCUUUGCACAAAUACCUGGCAAACAUUUAAACAAUCUGAUGAGAAGAUAUGGUUCACCAAUCAUGUUCUUGAAUUUAGUUAAAAAAAGAGAGAAGAAGAAGCAUGAAUCUCUCUUGACUGAUGUAAUAAGUAAUGGAGUCAAGUAUUUAAAUCAGUUCUUGCCGCCUGAACACACUGUACAGUAUUAUCAUUUAGAUAUGGCCAGAACAAACAAAAGAUCCGAUACUAAAGUUUUGGACAAAUUGUCGGCUAUAGCACGGACAGUAGUACGUAAAACGGGUAUAUUUCUAAGCACGAGUGGCUACGGCGAGGUGACUGGUGUGGAAGGGCACCAAGACGGUCGGCUACAAACAGGCUUGGUCCGCGUCAACUGUGUGGACUGCCUCGAUAGGACUAAUACGGCACAGUUCGCUAUUGGAAAAUGUGUGCUGGCACAUCAAUUAUACGCUUUGGGGUUAAUAGGACAACCAAAUAUAGAGUUCGAUUCAGAUUGCGCUAGGCUUCUGGAAGGAUUAUAUGAGGACCAUGGUGACACGCUCGCCUUACAAUACGGAGGGUCACAGUUAGUGCACAGAAUCAAGACGUAUCGGAAAACAGCGCCUUGGUCGUCCCACGGAAAUGAUAUAAUGCAAACAUUGAGCAGAUAUUAUUCCAACACGUUUUCAGACGCUGAGAAACAAAACACAAUGAAUUUGUUUCUAGGGCUCUUUGUACCAGAUAUAUCGAAGCCACCCAUUUGGGAGUACCAAAGUGAUUAUUAUUUACAUCAUCCAGAGGCUAUCGUGUAUAUUCCUAGAAACAGGUCAUUAACAAAAUGGUGGGAUGAUGACAUGCUCCGACACCUGCCACUCCCCUGCAACGAGAUGAGGAAGCUGUGCUGCGAGAUCAUCGGCAUGCAAGGCGACAGCAGCAGUACUGUGGAGAUGGUCGACCCCUACCACGAUUAUAAUAGACCAUUUGAAUAUACUGUGCUCAUGGAGUGCUUCGAGUUUAAGAUGUUUCACACGCUCCGAGACUUAGCUCCAACAUUUUCCGAGAGUUUCAGCCCGUUUGUAGUACGCGGGCGAUCUAUGGGACAGACAAAAGGCCCGACUUCCAAAAACCCAGUAAUCAGUGGACGUUCUAGUACUACGUCUAAUAAUUCGAGCGACUCUAACGGAGAUUCUUCAACUGACGAUGAUUUAACUAACUCUACGCCAAGUACACGGUUCUCAGUACCGUCACCGCUAACCGUGGUUGCAAAAAUAUUGAAAGCCAAAGAUGAUGAAGAGCCCUCUUUAUUCCCUGCUAUUAAACGCCGUAACAGAAUCCUGUUGAAUGAGCCUAAUAAACGAGAUAUGAUUAUGUACAGACGAUACGUUAAUUUCGAGCGCCGCUCAAAUCCACGCUACAAUUCUGAUAUUCACAUAGUGAUGACCGUCAAUAGUGCGUUCACUAUCGAUAGCUCCGUCGACGUCAUUCCGCCUACAGUAUCAAAAACUUCGCGCGAGAUUUACCAAGAUUAUGUCCGACGAAACACCGGACGAGUUACAGUAAAGUCUGCCUCGGUUGCUGAAUAUACAAAAUAUGUAAACUUUUGUCAGUAAACUACAUCUCUUUAUUUUAACCAUGCUUAAUAUUCUCAAAUAUUUAUUAUUAGUUAAAUAUCAAAUAUAAUCACUACAUAACAAUAAAUAUUUAAAUCAUU
Trichoplusia ni (cabbage looper) is the source of this 2998-nucleotide messenger RNA. It is a transcript of the gene FIG4, whose product is annotated as polyphosphoinositide phosphatase. The record is from RefSeq and is a predicted model, not a curated record. Bases 165 to 2897 code for a protein of 910 amino acids. Gene Ontology annotation, cellular component: intracellular membrane-bounded organelle. Gene Ontology annotation, molecular function: phosphatidylinositol-3,5-bisphosphate 5-phosphatase activity. Gene Ontology annotation, biological process: phosphatidylinositol dephosphorylation. The transcript is spliced from 12 exons. NCBI's taxonomy places the organism in Eukaryota, Metazoa, Arthropoda, Insecta, Lepidoptera, Noctuidae.